Varanus komodoensis (Komodo dragon) is the source of this 1846-nucleotide messenger RNA. Its product is annotated as putative N-acetyltransferase 8B. The transcript has 2 exons. NCBI's taxonomy places the organism in Eukaryota, Metazoa, Chordata, Lepidosauria, Squamata, Varanidae. The coding region runs from base 1171 to 1836 and encodes 221 amino acids. Gene Ontology annotation, molecular function: N-acetyltransferase activity. The record is from RefSeq and is a predicted model, not a curated record.
AAAUACAUUGAAAUACAAAUACUGAAAUACUUUUCUUCCCUGUAUUAGCAUUUGGUGGCAGGGGAUCCCCGGCGGAUGGUGAAUGGCCCCUUGCUUUACCUGCCUGUUCAAGGGGCGUGAGGCCCACCUGGUCGGCCUCUGCACCGUGCGGGUACUUUGAGCGCGACAUCAGAGGCUGCCGGGGUUGGGGAGCUGUUCGUGGCAGCUCACGCACGCGCUGCGGACUUUGGAGCCGGCACAGUGUUGGACAGGGGAUGCUGGGUGUGGUUUAAUUUCUUCUUUACCACCCAGAGCCCGUGGGAAUGGGGUGGUAGGCACAAACUGAACACACCCUGCUGAGGGCAGGGGAUGCUGGGAGUUGUAGUUCAAUGCUGGCCAGGGAAUGGUGAGCAUUGUAACCCAAUGCCGACAACGAUCCAGUGCUGACGAUCCAGCGCCCAACCAUCCAGGGAGGGAGAGGGGAAGCCUAGCCCAGGUGAUGUAGUUUAUAGCUAAGGUUGCAACAGGUUCGUCUUAGUACAAUGGACUUGUAGCUUCAGUUUCUCACUGUACGUUUCAUACCUUACAUGCAUAGAUUCUCUGCCUCAGAAGCACCCGAGAGAUUCUGGAUUUUGAGAGAGAAUGCUAGCUGUUGGUGUGUUUUUUUUAAGUGUUCUUUCUUCCAGGGAUUGUAACUUCCCCGGAUUGUAUGACUUUUGUUCACCUGCCUUUAGAUCACUCUAAUAAUUGCAGAGCUAUUCUGAACUUUGUUCCAGUUCAUUAGUUUAUAUGCAAUCCAGCAGAGCAAAGACCCAUUCAGCGGCAUCUUUCAUUUUAGACACAUGGAUUCUCCUCCUGGCAACCUGAAGCCGGAUUUCUGACAAACCGAAUUAAGGGGGUACCAUUUCCAAGGGUUUCCUUCAACAAAGAAACGCUGCUGUCCCGAUCCAUGCUAAACAAAUUAAAGUUAUUUCUUUAACGCAGCACAUUGACGAAGCAUGGCUCUCUGGUUGGUUACCCUCGGAGGAGGGGAGGAGAAUCGACCUCCGGGCUUCGGAUACCUUAAGCAGGUAGCCAGCCAGCCAGCCAGCAGCAGCUUCCGUAAAGCAGGGAAGCUCACAGCCCCGGCUAGCCUGGAAAGGACCGCUGGGUGGGCACCUGGCAGCAGGCCGGUGGGACUGUGACUCCAUCAUGGGCGAGUACCGCAUCCGCGAGUACGAGGACCGAGACUACGAGGCGGUGCGCACCAUGUUCUCGCAGGGGAUCAAGGAGCACGUUUCCGCUGCCUUCCGCCAUGCCCUCAGCUGCCUCCAGACACACGUGCUGCUGGCUGUGGGUUUCCUCGUGGCCUAUGCGAUCGCCGGAUCCCUCCUCUUCUCCCUUGGACUUCUGGCCGCCCUUCUGGUCGUGGGCUGGAUUUAUAUAAAGUUCCUCUACACAAAUUAUGUCGCCGAAGCCCUUGCCGGAGACAUGCAGAACAUCCGGCAGACCUACCUGGAGCCCAAGGACUGCUGCUUCUGGGUGGUGGAGUCCGGCAAGGAAGCGGUGGGAAUGGUCGCCGCCGUCCAUCCGGAGGACCCAGCUCAGCGGGGCAGUGCCCUGGAGCUGAAGCGCAUGUCCGUGGAGAAGGCGCACCGCGGGCGCGGGCUCUCCAAGGCUCUCACCUGGACGGUCCUCCGCUUUGCCCGGGAGCGGGGGUACAAGGAAGUGGUGCUGUGCACCUCGAUGGCGCAGCUCACAGCCCAGCGGGUGUACGAGGGCCUGGGCUUCCGCAGAGUCCGGGUGGUCUGCCCGUCUCUCGUAACGAAGCUGGUGGAAUUCCACAUUUACUGCUACUGCUAUGAAAUCACAGAAUAGAAGAGUUGGA